AUGGCCAUUGAGCUCCUCCGUCACACACCCACCACCAGCUUCCUCAUUGUGGAAAAGAACAGCGGUCUUGGAGGGACAUGGUAUGAGAACCGGUAUCCUGGAUGCGCAUGCGACAUCCGCAGCGCUCUGUAUAGCCUUUCGUUUGAACAGCGUGGGAAUUGGACACGGGACUACCCUGCCGAAAAGGAAAUCCUAAAAUAUCUGGAUGAUGUUUCCAGUAAAUGGAAUCUGCGUCGUCAUAUUCGGUUCGAUUCGACCGUGCAUGAAGCACACUGGAAUAACCAGCACUUGCAAUGGGAGGUUCACGUUUCUACCGGUGAUCUGGAGCGUUCAAUGCAGCCACCAUACCGGCUCACCACCGACUUCCUUGUUUCUGCAGCUGGACAACUGAACAUUCCCCACUACCCCGACAUUCCAGGUCUCAACAGCUUUGUCGGGCAGCAAAUGCACUCCGCUCGCUGGGAUAGCACCUACGAUCUUGCAGGGAAGCGGAUUGCUGUCAUCGGAAACGGUUAUGAUCCUUGA
This is a messenger RNA of Aspergillus japonicus CBS 114.51, 525 nucleotides long. RefSeq names its product flavin-containing monooxygenase. The record is from RefSeq and is a predicted model, not a curated record. The transcript has 3 exons. Lineage: Eukaryota; Fungi; Ascomycota; Eurotiomycetes; Eurotiales; Aspergillaceae. The coding region runs from base 1 to 525 and encodes 174 amino acids. Gene Ontology annotation, molecular function: N,N-dimethylaniline monooxygenase activity; NADP binding; flavin adenine dinucleotide binding.